This is a messenger RNA of Schistosoma haematobium, 3803 nucleotides long. RefSeq names its product Three-prime repair exonuclease 1. Lineage: Eukaryota; Metazoa; Platyhelminthes; Trematoda; Strigeidida; Schistosomatidae. Gene Ontology annotation, molecular function: nucleic acid binding; 3'-5'-DNA exonuclease activity. The transcript is spliced from 3 exons. Gene Ontology annotation, biological process: DNA catabolic process. The record is from RefSeq and is a predicted model, not a curated record. Gene Ontology annotation, cellular component: cytoplasm. Bases 2390 to 3175 code for a protein of 261 amino acids.
UACGCAGCAAUAUAAAAACAUGGACGUGAUUCGAAACGUUAUACAUUGCCUUACGCCAAAGUCAUGACAAAAUUUGGCCACCCGAACUACUUUGUUUUCCGAAUCGCCUAUUUUAUCAACCAAAUAGGAUCAAAAUAGUCUUUUUGCAGUGUCACUUUCCACAACUCAGUAUUUAGAAUAACCUGACAGUGAACAUGUUUGUCUGAAAUUUAUUAUUGUUGAAACCGACUACGCUUGCGACCUACACAAUUGGCGCUGUUCAAAGCAAGUUACACAUGGUAGUAGAUUUCAUAGGUAGUUUAGAGGUGCAGAAUCUGGCUGGCACUUUUUAAAUAUGUUUUUUUCAGGAAUCAUUUAGUAAUAUUACCGAGUGUUUGUAACGUGCAUAGCACCUUAGUUUGAGCCUAAUUUUCUAUCUUUUUGAAGCAUAGUCUUCCAUAAACAGUACUGUUUAUUGACAUCUUAGCACCUGCUAAGAUGUCCAGCAAAAAUAUCUGGAUUGCUUUAAUUUUAAAUACCUAGCUUUUUAUUCAGAUAUCCUGUGACUUGUCACUUGUAUCCAUUAUAGCAAGUUCAAAUUCUCAAUAUUAUUCCCAAUUUUUAGGAAGAUUUGACCCAUUUGGAGGAAAUGGCACCAAAACCCCGAAAUUUCCUUAGAUCUGGGGUUUUCCCUUAAACCCUGGUGAAAGUCAUUUGACUUUGGGGACUUCCCCAAAGUUAGGAGAUUGGGUUGUCAUGUCAUUGGAUAAUCUCAAAAAGUCCUCUACUUACUAUUAUUAGUAGUUUUUUUGUUUCGAAUUGAUUUAAUAUAACACGGCUUGUUGAGGUAGUUUCUUAGCUUAGCGUUCAUGUAUUAACUGCAUAUCCACUCUUUUUUUAUUCCUAACGCACCCCGGUUGUGGCGCACGACAUAAAGAGUGUAGGUUAAUAUUGAAAACUGUUUGCGACCCUUGACUCUUCAUUAUCUCGUUAUUUUAGUUGACACACGACGUACCAUUGACCUUACAUUUAUAUUAACUGCAAUUUGUCGUAGUAGCUAAGGUUAUCCCAAACACUGAUGAAUUUCAGUACAUUUGACGCUGAUCUUGUACUAAAACUUAUAGUAUUCUUUUUUUUCUAACAAGUGGUGCUUCGUGUUCAAACUUUUCGUCAUGCAUGUCUUUUCCUCUGUUCAUUGGGUAAUUCACAACACAUCAUAUACACCACUGAUCUAAAAUUUUGGUUCCUUAACCUUCCCCUCCUUAGGUGUACCAUCAUACCUAUUAUUUUCUUGAAAUCAUCGAACAUUUUUUAUUCUGUUUAGUGGGAACAUUUGUACCCCUUCAGUAUGUAGGACUUGCUCGAAUCAAAAUAUCAACAAGUUGUAUUAGGGCAUUCAACAUCAAACCAAACUCCUAACUGUACUGGGACACAGGAAAAGGUUUCUAAUUGGUCACUAUCCACAUAGCUAGAGCUUUUCAUUUUGUCUAUUUGGAUAUCUCUUACUAGUACAAGUUAUUUAUUUCUGACCGCUAACUUAUUCAAUAUCACACCAGCUUCCGUUAUUAGAGCCUCACUACUGCAAUGUUAAUUAAAAAACCAUUAGAAUGACUAGUUCUCCGGAACAGAACAAGAUGCACUUCCAUGUAAAGGUUUCCUGGGAGUUGUAAACUAUUGGCCCAAUAACUCUCACACAAUAAGUGGAUUUUGAAGAUGAGAACAGUUGUCCACACUUGAUCACUCAGUUACGUUAAUUUUAGUUUCAAGCAGGACUACUGACUAGUAGUUUCGUGUCUAAGGCACUUGACUUUCUGGUGUUGGAUAGCAGGCUAAGCACCUUACUAUCUAGAAUCCAGGCAAUGACCAUCCAUAAAUAACGGGAUUUAGCACAAAUUCUUAUUGAUUCAAGUCCCCACCACUUGUAACUAUUAUUUUAUCAUUAAACUAGUUAGUUUGUCCUAAAAAUACUCAAAAAUCGAAAAAUUAACGUGACCUCUGACUGAAGCUCUUGAUGGGAUUCUCCUAUAGCUAAGAAGACACUAAUCACCGCUCGUAUUUUCUUACUAUCCGUAUUAUUGUCUCAAAUGACCAUCAUUUUGAUUGUAAUUUGGCUAAAACAUUUCUUUUAAAAGCCUCACCUUGUUAUAUUUGCGUGCCUCUAAUGAUUACAACUAUGUGAAGCAGUUAUUCAUUGAUUUUUGGUUUUUUUUCUAGUGUAGGGUCGUGUCUACUAACCGUGCGUGUAAUAUAAAAUGAAAUUUUCAGCACUAGGCGUAAGUUUUCUGUUUUUGUCUUGCCUACUUUCUAGAAGUCUUCACGACCACUAUUCUUGUCAACUCUAGUUUUAUUUGAUGUUGAAACCACGGGAUUACCAUCUGCAAACUUUAAUCCAGAAAUUACAGAACUAUGUAUGUUGGCUUGUAGUCGAUUCAGUUUGGAGAAUGCCACUGAUGAACCUAGAGUAGAAAAUAAACUCACACUAUGCUUCAAUCCUACUAGAACUAUUUCAUCGAUAGCAUCUAAAAUCUCCGGUUUAAAUUCUGAUAAUUUGUUCCAUCAGAGGGAUUUUGAUGCUAGUGCAGUGGAUCUUAUCCAGUUGUUUCUUAAUCGAUUGGAUUCACCUGUAUGUUUUAUCGCCCAUAAUGGACUGCGUUUUGACUUUCCAUUGUUGAGAGCUCAGAUAAUGAGUGUCAAAGGAAAAAAUUACAAUCUGAAUGACUCUACAAAUGCACCAAUUAUAUGUACAGACACAUUACCUUUAUUUCGCGAGUUCGCCUCCCAGUUGGCUGGAGUAAAUCCAGAUGAUUCGGGUUUUAUUUCAACUGAUGACCAGUCAUCCACUCCUGUUCCUAUAUCUCAUUCUAGUCCAAUAAAGUUACCUACUACUACAAACAAACAUUCCUUUCACUUAGGUGAUAUACAUGAACGUGUAUUUGGUGAAAAGCAUAAACAUGCUCACAGUGCAGAAGGUGAUUGCAGAGCGAUGCUUCGACUAAUCCAAUAUUUAGGAUCACCUGCUAUCGAUUGGUUACAAUCUCAUUAUAUAAAUUUUAAUUCAAUAACACCCAUGUACAGCUUACAGACAUCCGGCACUAGUCGAACUUGUUCUCUGUUCCCUUACCAAAGAACGAAAGUAUAUUCAAAUGUAUCCCUUAGUGAUACCACUUCUCAGUUGGAUAACUUGCAGUUGGAAUAGUACGAAAGCCUUGUAAAGAUAUUUUUGUCAAAAUUAUUUUUGAAAUAACUUGUCGAUGUUUUUCUGACUUAUUUUUGGCUAUGUUUUUAUCUAAUUUGACUGACUCGUCGACAAACUUUCAUUUAUUUUUUAUUAAAUGCGCACAGUUAUCUACUUAAAACGUUUUAUAUUAUUUAACUUCUUGAUUUUCAUGCUCGUACUGUUUUUAACCUUUUUUAAUCUGCUUAAAUAAAUAUAUCAUGUCAAAAAAUUAGAUCUUUAUCUCUCCAUGUUCUUUCUGAUAAAAGUUAUUUCUUUCCACGUCAUUUGUAUUCCUAUAAUCAUGAAGUAACUAAAUGAUUUACAGAAAUUUUACCGUUAUGUCAAUUGUAGAUUAACGCCUACUUCUAUUAUAUUUUGUUGAGUACAUAAUGUGAUUUUAAUAUAUAUGUAUGUGUGUGUAAGUGUAAAUUUAUUGCUUGUAAAUUAUUAAAUCCUUUUGUCUAUAGUGUAGUUCAAACACUAUUUUUCGGUCUUAAGCAAGUAUAAAAAUAGUAGUGGUAAAAUAAUCAACAGGUUAAUCAAUCUUGUAAUUAUUAGUAGAAUGUAAAACACUAUUAAUUCUUUUUUUACUCUUAUUGAUCUUAAC